Molecule: messenger RNA, 1268 nt
Organism: Chenopodium quinoa (quinoa)
Lineage: Eukaryota; Viridiplantae; Streptophyta; Magnoliopsida; Caryophyllales; Amaranthaceae
Exons: 5
Coding region: 195-776 (193 amino acids)
Source: RefSeq, a predicted model, not a curated record
UAUUAUGCUAUGAGGAAUUGAGGAUUGAGGAGACUUCUAGUUAGUUACUCUCCCUCUUUCUCUUCCCAUAAUAAAUCCUAACUAGCGUUAAACCAAAAAAAAAAAAAAACAAACUAAGUAAAAAGAAAAAAGAAAGCCAAAAAAUAAAACCCUUAAUUUUCUGAAACGUUUCGAUUGAAUCACCAUAACCUUCAAUGGAAAAUGGCGGGUCGAGGUUUUCUCGAUCAUUAAUGGCGGCUACGAUGUCGAACAUUCCAGUUUCACCUUCUACUUCUUCGUCUUCUUCAUUUGAUGCGUCUUCGAAUUCAUCUUCAAUCUUCACCAAUGUUCCUCUGAUUUCUGCGUUUAUUGCUUUUAUUCUAGCUCAAUCGAUCAAAGUCUUGACUACCUGGUACAAGGAAAGAAGAUGGGAUCUUAAACAGCUCAUUGGUUCUGGUGGAAUGCCGUCAUCCCAUUCUGCCACAGUCACAGCUCUAGCUGCUGCCAUUGGGCUUCAAGAUGGUUUUGGAGGUUCAGUUUUUGCCGCUGCAUUGAUCUUAGCCUGUGUGGUCAUGUAUGAUGCAACUGGUGUGAGAUUACAUGCUGGGCGGCAAGCAGAGGUGCUAAACCAGAUAGUGUAUGGACUACCUGCUGAACAUCCUCUUGCAGAAAGUAGACCAUUGCGGGAGCUUCUUGGCCAUACUCCUCCUCAGGUCAUUGCUGGUGGAUUGUUGGGUAUCAUAACAGCUAGUAUGAUUUAUAUGAUCAUCAGCAUUGCUACUCGGAUUACACUGUAGAAGAUAUCAUUGCCAUUCAUCACAAUUCAAGCCAUCACCAGUUGUAACCUGCAUAUAUGUCCGUAAAAUUGAUAGCAUCAAACAAGGAUUUCUGAUAUUGUUCUCGUUAGAAACAUUUAAUUUCUUCAUAUUCAUUAGAGGACUAGUUUUGUUAGAGAUUCGAGGUCUGCUACUGCAAGUCUCUACAAGGUAGCUUUCCAGACAACUAAAAGAUAUACAUAUAACCUUUGUCAUUUGUAGUAAAACUAGCAUUUGUUGCACAAAGAUGCAUCUAAGCUGUGAAGUUGGAUGUAAGGGUAUUAUUGUACUAUCUAGAUGGAAAAUAGAUGUACUGCAUCAAGGACACUGUCUUUGACAAAGCUGUAGUUCUCUUUUUAAAAAAAAAAAAAAAAUUUUGUGUCAUCUUCUGUUCAAUAUCUCAUACUCUGCAAUUCUGCUUUAUCAUUAUUUUCUUUUUUCUUUCUUUUUUUUUUUUAAGAAAAAAUCUAAAAC